GUGUCUUAAAUACUCAGCACCCGGAUUCUAGUGCUGAUUUCAAGGUUACGCUUGCUGCAGUAACGCAAUUUCUCGCACGAAUUCAGCUCAAUGGCUCCUACAAGGAAAUUCUUCGUGGGUGGAAACUGGAAACUGAACGGUGAUAAGAAGACCCUGGGGGAGCUGAUACACACCCUGAACACCGGGGAAAUCAAUGCUGACACGGAUGUGGUGUGUGGAGCUCCCACCAUCUACCUGGACUUCGUGCGCACCAAGCUUGACUCUAAGAUGGGCGUGGCGGCUCAGAACUGCUACAAGGUGGCAAAAGGAGCAUUCACUGGGGAGGUCAGCCCAGCGAUGAUCAAGGACUGUGGGGUAACCUGGGUCAUUCUGGGUCACUCGGAGAGGCGUCACAUAUUUGGGGAGUCUGACGAGCUGAUUGGCCAGAAGGUGGCGCAUGCCCUGCAGGAGGGCCUGGGGGUCAUAGCCUGCAUUGGGGAGAAGCUGGACGAGAGGGAGGCUGGCAUCACGGAGAAGGUGGUGUUUGAACAGACCAAGGCUAUCGCAGACAAUGUGAAAGACUGGAGCAAGGUGGUUCUGGCUUAUGAGCCGGUGUGGGCCAUCGGAACCGGCAAGACCGCCAGCCCCCAGCAGGCUCAGGAGGUGCAUGAGAAGUUGCGGCAGUGGCUGAAGACCCAUGUGUCGGAGGAGGUGGGCGGAGCCGUUCGCAUUAUCUAUGGGGGCUCUGUGACAGGGGCUACCUGUAAGGAACUCGCCUCCAAGCCAGAUGUUGACGGCUUCCUCGUGGGUGGGGCAUCACUCAAACCAGAGUUCAUUGACAUAAUCAACGCACGCCAGUAAGCUUCUAAUAUGCAUGCAGAUUCCUGUCUGGCGCAAGAUGGAAGACACCAUGAUUGAUGUAGUUUCCUGUUUCAAAUCUUCACUUCAAAAUAGAAAUGUGUUUCUCCUGUGUUCUUGGUUUCUUGUAACUGUUCAGCUGUUAAGUUCAGUUAGACAGGCGUACUGUUUGUAUUUACUGUAGGUUUCCCCUCGGUGAAACCGCACUGUGGUUGUGUUUUUUUUUUUUUUUUUUCCCCACCAAUAUAGGAGUGAUGCCAAGCCUCUGGUUACCUGAAUUGUCACAUGCCUGCUCUGUUCAAUCUAGCCAAUAAACAAACCUAGAACCA
Messenger RNA from Polyodon spathula (Mississippi paddlefish), 1166 nucleotides. RefSeq names its product triosephosphate isomerase 1b (gene tpi1b). Gene Ontology annotation, molecular function: triose-phosphate isomerase activity. The coding region runs from base 91 to 840 and encodes 249 amino acids. The transcript is spliced from 7 exons. Gene Ontology annotation, cellular component: cytosol. Gene Ontology annotation, biological process: gluconeogenesis; glycolytic process; glyceraldehyde-3-phosphate biosynthetic process. NCBI's taxonomy places the organism in Eukaryota, Metazoa, Chordata, Actinopteri, Acipenseriformes, Polyodontidae. The record is from RefSeq and is a predicted model, not a curated record.